AUGGACAUCCAACACGCACUGCGACAACUGGGCAUUGGCGAGGAGGAUAUGGCAGCCGCCCUGUCAAAACUUGCCAUCCAAGUGUACUUGUCGUACGAACGUACAAACAGCAGGAGCGACAUCGACCUGGCCGUUGUCAGUGCGCAGGCAGCCGUGGAUUUGACACAAGAAGACGAUCCUGACAAACUCGGUCGGAUCAAUAACUUGGGGGUUAUGGUCGCGAGUCGAUAUGAACGCACUGGAGCCAUGGGCGACCUGGAGGAGACAAUUGGCGUGGCUCGACGAGCAGUGGCCGCCACGCCCGACGACCACCCGGACCACGCAGCCUGCUUGAAUAACCUCGGAAACCUGCUUCAGCCAGUGGCCGCCACGCCGGACGAGCACCCCAACCGCGCAGGGAGUCGGUAUGAACGCACUGGAGCCAUGGGCGACCUCGAUAACGCCUGUAUUUGUCUCCAACAGGCUUGGGACACCGAUACAGCCGUGCCAUUUCAUCGUGUCCAGGCUGCUGCUCGCUGUAUUAAGCUCCUUGCCGUCCGAGGUAAUAUCAGUGUUGCCACGCAGCUUGGCCAAGACGUCAUUCAUCUGCUGCCCACCCUGAAUACAAAGCUCCUUGACCGUAAUGACCAACAGCACGUCGUCUCGACAUUUGCAGGCGUGGCUGCAGAUCUAUGCUCGCUGCAUCUGGCAUCGAACCGAGUCGAUGAUGCUCUACAAUACUUGGAAAAGGGCCGCGCUGUUAUUCUAAGUCAGCUCAUCGAUAGUCGAGGCAGCGUGUCCGAUCUAGCACGGAAUCAUCCAGACGUCGCUCGCCGGUACAAUGAGCUCCGCGACGAAGUCAACGCCCCUUUACGCAUCCUGGAACAGGAUGCCUGGAGAGAGCAACUCCUAGAGCGACGUCGCCAAUCCGUCUUGGACUUCAAUGUCUGCAUAGAACAGAUCAGAUCCCUUCCAGGCUAUGAACGAUUUCUUCUCGGGCAGACGAUAGCCGAAAUGCAAGAAUGCGCGGCAGGAGGCAGUAUUGUGGUUGUUAAUAUUACCGAGUUCCGGAGCGACGCAAUUAUCAUAACGCCAGCGGUCGUCAAGGCAGUAAACCUCUCCAAUUUAUCAACAUCUGAGGCGGAGACCUGGCUGAGCAAGGACUGGAGGGGGCGUAGAGCUGAGCGUGCAGCUAAAAACCGGGACUAUUUGGCGUACUUGGCUUGGCUUUGGAAGUCCUGUGUUGAACAGAUCCUCGAUGAGGUGCGCGCUCUCAUAGAUCUGUCUGCAAAUGGCCUCCUAAGAGUGUGGUGGAUCGGAAGUGGCAUGGCCGGCUCGAUGCCAUUCCAUGCCGCCGGAAUACACCGCACAGGCUCGACCGAGACGGCCUACCACAGGGCGGUAUCGUCAUACGCGCCGUCAAUCAAAGCGCUUGCUCACGCCGGCAAAAGAGCGAAGGAGACAGAGGCCACACACGGCUCGCUCUUGGCCGUUUCCAUGCUGACAACGCCGGCCGAAAAGGACCGAAAGCCACCGCCGAGUCUUCCUGGCGCGACCUUGGAGAAGGACAAAGUGUUGGAGGUCACCAAGGGACGCCUCCCAGUACGUCAUCUGGCGCAACCCAGCGUCGACCAGGUACUUGAAGAGCUGGGACACUGCUCUGUUGUACAUUUUGCAUGCCAUGGAUUGACAGACCAUAUGGAUCCGUCUCAAAGUGGACUGAUAUUGCAGAGGCAAGGCGAAGAGCAAACAGAAAGCGGUGACGGCGCUGGUCCAGUACAGGAUAGGCUCACGGUCGCAAGGAUCUCGGAAUUGAGCCUUCGGCAGGCGCGGCUCGCGUACCUGUCGGCCUGCUCGACGGCAGAAAACAGGGCGAAGCGGCUGUCAGACGAAGUGAUCCACGUGGUGAGCGGCUUCCUAGUAGCCGGCUUUCCGCACGUCGUCGGUUGCCUCUGGCCAUCGAAUGACGGGGUCUGCGUGGAGAUGGCGGGCGGGUUCUACUCGUCGCUCUUUGAGCAAGGGGGGUCGCGGUGGCAGGACGGACAGAUGGCGGCGGCGUUGAGGGAGGCAGUAAUGGGGGUUAGAGUGGGCGACAUGGCGAUGCCGCUUAACUGGGCACAGUUUGUUCAUUAUGGACCGUAA
Molecule: messenger RNA, 2121 nt
Organism: Canariomyces notabilis
Lineage: Eukaryota; Fungi; Ascomycota; Sordariomycetes; Sordariales; Chaetomiaceae
Exons: 3
Coding region: 1-2121 (706 amino acids)
Molecular function (GO): protein binding
Source: RefSeq, a predicted model, not a curated record